Podospora bellae-mahoneyi is the source of this 891-nucleotide messenger RNA. RefSeq lists its product as uncharacterized. The transcript is spliced from 4 exons. NCBI's taxonomy places the organism in Eukaryota, Fungi, Ascomycota, Sordariomycetes, Sordariales, Podosporaceae. The record is from RefSeq and is a predicted model, not a curated record. The coding region runs from base 1 to 891 and encodes 296 amino acids.
AUGCAAAGUUUCGUGACUUAUCAGCAACCCCUCCCCGCCUCGCGCUGGGUAAUCUUCCUGCUGGCGGUGUCCAGCAAGCAUGUAAGUUAUCUUUCCCCAUUACUAAUUCCUCUUCUUACUUUCCUUUAUCUCUUUUUCUGUUUGUUCAAGCGUUUUCAGAUGCCUUUACUGUUUUCUUCCUACAUCUGCUCGCCUUAUAGUUUUGAUUUUAAAGCAUCUGCAAUGGCUCUGGGGACCUUGUUCCUACAUUUGCUUGUGCCUUUAUUUCAACGGUCAAGGCGGGGGCUUACGAAUAGCUUUGGGAUUCCGUUCCUGAAAUUUGCAAAUACCUUCAUCGAUUCUAUCAUCACGUCUGCUUAUACUCUUUUUCAAAACAUAUUGAGGGCUUGCGAAUGUCUUCAACGAUUUGUCCCCUCGUCUCCUCUCCCAACAGGCCAGCAUCCCACUCUCUCAACUAGCCCGCCCCUCGCCUUUAACCUCUACCCCUCCACCAGGAGCACAAUGGCAAUGGAGCUACACGCGAAAGCUCAAGCCGAAGGGGAUAAGCCUCUGGCUUGGGACAAGCUCACAGAUUGGGGGAGGAGGAGAUAUCCGACGGCGGCGAAGAAAACGAUUGGGCAAGAGAAGAGGAAGGCCGCCAUUGCCGAGCAAAACGCGAGGAGAGCGCGGUGGAGGACGACGUUGUGGCCCCGGGGUUUGGGAGCGGUUGACCCAGGGCUCUCAAGCGGGAAUUUUGGAGGAGUUGAGGGGGAGCAGCUUGCGCAGGCGGGUGAGGAGUCUGUGGACUUGAGUUUGGGGCUGGAGGAUCUCCAGGCGCCAGUGGCAAGUCAUUUUGAGGAGCAGAUGGGGACAUCUGAUCUUUAUGGUCUUGGGGUCCUGGAGGGCAUCUGA